UGGAGAUUAACCAUCAAGGCAACUAACCACAAGCAAAGUUUUCCUAGUUUUCCACAAUCUUUGAGAACUUCUCUUCCUUUACACUCUCAAAUUUUCUCGUUACUUCUCUACAUACACAAAUAACGAUGGGUUUUCGUGUGCCAAGAGUAGUUCCAGCUAAGAAAUUUCUUCGAAGGUCUUUGUCGAAUUCAAACAAAGCAGCUUCAAUGGCAGUAGAUGUUCCUAAAGGCCAUUUGGCUGUUUAUAUUGGAGAGAACGAAAAGAAGCGGUUUGUUGUUCCUGUGACAUUGUUGAGCCAACCCCUAUUUCAAGACUUGCUUACUCAAGCUGAAGAGGAAUACGGAUAUGAUCAUCCAAUGGGAGGCCUAACAAUUCCCUGCACAGAAGAUGCAUUUAUUGAGCUCAUCUCCAAUCUGAACAUCUCAUGGAACUGAUUAAAAUUAUGCAGAGUCCUGCAACAAUUUUGUAGAAAGAACUUGUCAAAGCAUUGUAGAUUUUUUUUUUUUUACUUUUCAUUCUUUUAUCCUUGUGGAGUGAAAAAUAGCUCCCAGAUUGAGAAAUGUACAGAGGAUGUUUAUUGGAAUAGUUGUAUCAAUAUAAAAUUCUUAAAAAUUCUGUUUCUCUUCA
This is a messenger RNA of Humulus lupulus (European hop), 627 nucleotides long. RefSeq names its product indole-3-acetic acid-induced protein ARG7-like. Lineage: Eukaryota; Viridiplantae; Streptophyta; Magnoliopsida; Rosales; Cannabaceae. The record is from RefSeq and is a predicted model, not a curated record. Gene Ontology annotation, biological process: response to auxin. The coding region runs from base 126 to 434 and encodes 102 amino acids. The transcript has a single exon.